ACAAUCAUAAAAUCUUUUAUUAGCAAAAUUAUUAUUAUUUUUUUAUUUAUUUUCCAUUUUCUCAUCACAAACAAAACAGUCUUCAAAAACCAGUCUUUAUCUCUUUCUUUGUUUGUUGUGUUAAAAAGCAAACUCUACCUUCAACUGAAUUGAAUCUCAUCUUUACUUUGCUUCUUGGUUUAGGUGUGUAUUUGAGAUUUAAAGAUAAAGAUGCAGCGUGUUAGAUUUUCGUCUCAACAAGCACCGGUUCACAAGCUAGGUGAUCCUCAAAUGACACUAUCUCCCAAGUUUAGGUUAGCUGUGGUUCAAUCUAACUUGACGAGUCAGAUGCCAGAGUUAGAUCAUUCUCUAAGAGAAGAACUCUUAAUUCCGGGCUUACCAGAUGAUGUUGCUCUUAAUUGUCUUCUUCGUCUUCCGGUUCAAAGUCAUUCAUCCUGUAGGGCUGUCUGCAAGAGGUGGCAUAUGUUACUUGGUAAUAAAGAGAGGUUUUUUACUAAUAGGAAGCAAAUGGGUUUCAAAGAUCCUUGGCUUUUUGUAUUUGCAUAUCAUAAGUGUACUGGAAAGAUUCAAUGGCAGGUUCUUGAUCUAACUCACUUUUCUUGGCACACCAUCCCUGCAAUGCCUUGCAAGGACAAGGUUUGUCCUCAUGGUUUUCGGUGUGUUUCAAUGCCUCACGAUGGUACUCUUUACGUAUGCGGCGGCAUGGUCUCUGACGUGGAUUGUCCUCUUGACUUGGUGUUGAAAUAUGAGAUCACGAAAAAUCGUUGGACCGUGAUGAAUCGAAUGAUCAGUGCUAGGUCCUUUUUUGCCAGUGGAGUAAUUGAUGGGAUGGUUUAUGCAGCUGGGGGGAAUAGUACUGAUCUUUAUGAGCUGGAUUCAGCUGAGGUAUUAGAUCCGAUUAGUGGGAAUUGGCGUGCUAUUGCCAACAUGGGAACCAAUAUGGCGUCCUAUGAUGCUGCAGUUCUAAACGGGAAACUUCUUGUAACAGAAGGAUGGUUAUGGCCUUUUUAUGUCUCUCCUAGAGGACAGGUCUACGAUCCGAGAACCAAUAGCUGGGAAACUAUGGCUGUUGGACUUAGAGAAGGGUGGACUGGUUCAAGUGUGGUUGUUUAUGGCCACUUAUUUGUUGUUUCUGAGCUCGAAAGAAUGAAGCUUAAGGUUUAUAACCAGGAAGCCGAUUCCUGGGAAGCCAUAGAUGGCUCCCCUUUGCCUGAGCAAAUAUGCAAACCUUUUGCUGUGAAUGCUUGUGAUUGUCAAAUUUAUGUCGUAGGUCGAAAUCUUCUGGUUGCCGUUGGUCAUAUCUCUAAACUGAACCCAAAAGAAAGUUGCAAGGAGAAAUGGAACUUCGGUGUUCAAUGGCAUGUAAUUGAAGCACCCAAAAGUUUAUCCAAUCUGACCCCUUCAAGCUCUCAGGUGCUAUUUGCAUAGUUUUUUUUUUCAUUAUUAUGUAAUAUUAUGUUGUGAAUGUUGUUUAAAUAUAGUUAUUAGAGGUCUUAAUGUUGUAAUAGCUAUGUGAGUGUAACUUACUUUAAGCAGUUUGAGUUUUAUUAGAAUAGUAUCUUGUGGUUGUUUGGGAAAUGUUUGUAUACUGAUAAUUAUCUUGGUUUUUUCUCCUUGAUCAAUGUCAAUGUUAUUGAUUCUAUCA
Messenger RNA from Medicago truncatula (barrel medic), 1645 nucleotides. RefSeq names its product F-box/kelch-repeat protein At1g30090. The record is from RefSeq and is a predicted model, not a curated record. The transcript is spliced from 2 exons. Lineage: Eukaryota; Viridiplantae; Streptophyta; Magnoliopsida; Fabales; Fabaceae. Gene Ontology annotation, molecular function: protein binding. Bases 211 to 1428 code for a protein of 405 amino acids.